This is a messenger RNA of Trypanosoma theileri, 1077 nucleotides long. RefSeq lists its product as uncharacterized. The record is from RefSeq and is a predicted model, not a curated record. The transcript has a single exon. NCBI's taxonomy places the organism in Eukaryota, Euglenozoa, Kinetoplastea, Trypanosomatida, Trypanosomatidae. The coding region runs from base 1 to 1077 and encodes 358 amino acids.
AUGACAAAGACUGUAAUGGUAAGGUGUUACCUGUUCUGUUUAUUAACUCUUGCACUCUGUUGUGCUUCUGGGUUAGUAUGGGCUGAUAGUCCUAAAGCUUCUGAUGCCCUUAUUAAACCUUCUACUGUUGGUGUUCCUUCUCUUGUUCGUCGUGCUAUUGCUGCGUUUGUUCUCUAUUCUGAGGAUGAUAAGUGUCAUUUUGGGAAUCGUGAUGGGCAGGAUGAAGAGGUCGAUGUUGCUGUUCAGCCUCCAGAUAUUGCUAGUGAUGCUUGCACUUCCGGUACCAAUGAAAGAAAUUGUCCUUCUUUAGUUCGAGCUUCUUCUUCUCGUUCUGUCACUGAAGAUACUGCUCCUGGUCCUGUCAAUCUUCAGGGUGGCAAAUCACAACAACAAUCUCAUUCUUCUGAACAUCCUCUUCAGGACACUACAGAAGUUGUCACUUGCAUUCCUACUUCUUCUCUCUCUUGUCCUUCUACACCGCCAAAAACGACAGCCCCAUCUGUACUGAAAGGACCUGAUCCAAAUGGUCCUUCUGUUUCUGAGGAAGCACAUUCUGUUGAGGACAAACCCGGUACUCCAGCUAUUGGUGAUGCUGCCUCAACCACUUCUGUGAAGGAAGACCGUCAAGGUAAGAAUGGUGAUGCUCGUGAAGCCGAUGUAGCUAUUGCUGCUCCUGCACCUGAAGUAGCUGCAGGUACAACUGAAGGCAGGGACAACAGUGCAGCAAGUGGGAGUACGGAUGAAGCGAAAGUUGCAGGAGCACAACCCAGUUCUCCUUCUCGUAACAAUUCACUCUCAGGAAGUGAUGGAGGUUCUGCUGCUGUAAAUACUGAGAACGGCACUACACCUGCAGAAAGUGCUUCACCAAGUGACCAAGCAGAUAAUGUGGGAAAUACAGACACCACCACCAAAACCACCACCACCACCACAACAACAACAACAACAACAACACUUCCUCCUGAGACUGCAAACAACAUGAAGGGUGAUACAGACCGCAGCAGCAGUAUCAGCAGUUCUGUGUGGGUGCGUAUGCCACUACUGAUUGUGGUUACACUGGCCUGUAUUCUUGUGUGCUGA